UUCUGACAGCUUGACCUGCUGUUCAGUGCUACACCGUCGCGCGCACUAUGAGCUAAGAAAGGGGUUUGCUAACUGUGCUGUAGUGUUUACAUCUGCCUCAUCCCUGCACCUUAAUGUUUUGCACCAAAACCGUGUCAGCCCUGACCUGGGCAAGUGCGGACAUUCACCUGAAACGGCUACUCUCCAACCGAAGACUCCGGUCCACAGUCACCUCCACCUCGACGACGACCCAGUCGGAGCGCGCGGACCAUGACGGAAGCCGUGGUGGUGCUCACCGUGCCCCGAGACCGUCACAGAUCCCCGGGGGAGCAAGGACAGACGGGACCGUCUCUGCCGCUAAUAAUAUGUCCGUAGACUUUGAGCAGACACGGGAGGCUUAUAAGAGCAAAGACUCAUUAGAGCUUCUCAGAAGUUUGGUGGUUUUCAAACUUUGUUCAUAUGACUUCCUGGUUGAUAAGAAUCAAGAGAUCAUGGAUCUUGGAAAGAAGGUGCUUGGUGAGAAAGCCUUUCACCAGAUUAUGAAGAUGACUUUUUAUGGGCAGUUUGUUGCUGGCGAAGACCACAGAGCCAUCAAGCCUCUCAUCCAAAAGAACCAGGCUUUUGGUGUUGGCUCUGUCCUGGACUACAGUGUUGAAGAAGACAUCAGUCAGAACGAAACGGAGCAGAACGAGAUGGCCUCAUGUGCGACCGCUGCAGGGAAUGAAAGCAUAGGCGGGGACCACAGAGAGGAGACAAAACAUGAAGCGCAGAAAGUAUUCAGUGACAGUCAGGGGGGACUGAACGGAGCCCGCACGUAUUCCUAUGCCGACGAGGUCAAAUGUGACCAGCAUAUGGAAACGUUUAUAAAAUGCAUCAAAGCAUCUGGUGGGAGUUCAACGGAUGGUUUUUCUGCCAUCAAAAUGACUGCACUGGGACGACCACAGUUUCUGCUCCAAUUCUCAGAAGUCCUGAUGAAAUGGCAGCGAUUUUUCACAUUCCUGGCAUCACAGCAGGGGAAAGAUGGCAUGGAGGCCUUAGAGCAGAGACUGGAGCUGGCACAGCUGCAGGAAUUCUUGACCAAACUCGGCACAAAAGGGGACUUUUACGGCUGGUUUGCUGCAAAAAAAGCAGAAUCUACAGGGUACAUUGACAUGCUUGACUGGAACAGCCUCAUAGAUGACAGAGCAAAGAUAUCGGAUCUGCUUGUUGUUCCAAAUGUAGAGCUAGGUAAACUGGAGCCUCUGAUGCAGAGGUUCACAAUAGAAGAGGAGAAACAACUGCAAAGGAUAUUACAGCGUUUAGACAUCUUGGCAAAGCAUGCCUUGGAAAACAAUGUCUGCUUGAUGGUGGAUGCAGAGCAGACCUACUUCCAGCCAGCUAUCAGCAGACUGACACUGGAGAUGCAGAGGAUCUACAACCGAGAGAAACCUGUUAUUUUCAACACCUACCAGUGCUACCUGAAGCAAGCCUUUGAUAAUGUAACGAUGGAUGUAGAGUUGUCUAAACGUGAGGGCUGGCAUUUUGCCGCCAAGCUGGUGCGUGGGGCGUACAUGUAUCAGGAGCGAGAAAGGGCCAAAGAGAUUGGAUAUGAGGACCCUAUUAACCCUGACUAUGAGUCGACCAACAGAAUGUACCACAGGUGCUUGGACUAUGUGCUGGAUGAGAUUGCACUCAACAGAAAGGCCAAUGUAAUGGUUGCUUCCCAUAAUGAGGACACAGUAAAACACACCUUGAGAAGAAUGAAUGCGCUGGGUCUCUUACCAACAGAGAACAAGGUGUUCUUUGGUCAACUACUUGGCAUGUGCGAUCAGAUCAGUUUCCCACUGGGCCAGGCAGGUUUCCCUGUCUAUAAGUACGUUCCCUACGGGCCGGUGAGCGAGGUGAUGCCCUACCUGUCUCGGCGAGCGCAGGAGAACCGGGGCUUCAUGAAGGGUGUCCAGAAGGAGAGAGAGCUGCUGUGGAAGGAGCUGAAACGCAGGCUUCUCUCUGGGGAGAUUCUCUACAGACCAGCAUACUGAAAACACAGAGGAAGAGACUCAGAGAAAGCUCUGGUAUCCAUCAAGUGGACAUCUUUACUGCUCCAGAAGGACCGCCUAAAAUGUCAACGAGACUGGGCUGGGCAUCUGUCUUUAUUAGCCUAUUUAUCUUGGUGAGGCAGAACAAUAAUAAAAGUUACAGGUUUGAUUGAAAUUGUGGCAAAGCAAAAAUUCUAUAUUUGACUGGGUUGUUUGUUUUUUACUCUUUGUAAACCAUGUGCUACCUGAAUAUAUCUCCAUAUUGUUUUUUUGUGUGUUUGGGGUUGUAUUGCCUUGUUUUAAAACAAAGCCUGUUUAUGAAUGAGUGAGAACGUACAAACCUCACUGCACAUCCGUCUUCUAAUAGUGGAAGGGUUUUGUUAAUGUGCUUGCAGGAGAAAGUUAUAUUCUUGGUCAGUGAGGUGUUACAGUUGAAAGUAUGGUGUUCAAUAUUCAGUGAGCAAAUCUCCUUUUAAUUGAGGGCCCUGCAAGCCUGGAGAGGUUGUUUUUUUUUUCCUCAUUACAUUAAUACUUUGCAAAGCAGUAGUAAGGUAGAGGACUGCCUUUUGUUCUUAUUAUGCUUUGAUAAAUUAACACUGAUGUAAAUGUGCUCGAGGAAGGUGAUUGAAUUUGUUGGUUUCACAUCUGUCACUUUUUGUAAAAAUUCUGGGUUUUAUUCUGAACAAAUAACAGAAGCAUACAUCUUAUAAAUAGAUUUUAGUACAGUGUUAUUGUGUGAAAUAUUGCAGCUGAGAACAGUUUGCACAGUUUGAGGUAUUUUUGGUUUUAAUGAGAAACACAUUCUGCUCAGUUAUUGAUACACAAUUACUAUUUGAGUCAGGGAGGUAACCAAGUUUCAUGAUAAUUACAGCCCUGUCAUUUUUAUGAGAGCAAGUGAGCGCUCUGUAGACCAUCAUUUAAUUACCCGUGAUGCUAAACUCAAUACAGAUCACAGAAAUUGGAUGCAUUAAUCAUUACUCAAAAGAAACUUUAGUGGCUGUUGAGUAUUACUGAGGCAAAGCACCACAGAGCUGUCACUGCUGCUCCAUUCGAUCGGUUUAAUUAAGAAUCAAGUCGACUUGAUUUAAGAUGUACCUUUGGGUAUACAUUCACUAACAACUCCCUUCUUGCAGGGAGCUGGAGUUGUUCUAGUUGGCUUCAGUUGAUUUAGAGGAGACAUAGAUGGAAAAAUUCAGCACAAGUUCUAAGUCAGUCGAAACCCAGCAUGGGCUCAGCAUAUUAUCACCAACACUUCUCCCUACAUUAAAGCACAUUGGGUUAUGUUAAAGUCAGCAUAAGGUGACUUGGAUAAGGAAUGUCGACGCUGCACUGUGAAAGAUGGGGAAAGUAUGCUCAUUGUUCUGUGCUUCUUGCUGUUUGGGUGUGUCCUUGUUAUUUCAAUGUUAGCAUGAAUGUCGGGCUUAAGCACAGCUAUAGUUGUGAAAAAGAAAACAUCAUCUUUGACAUUUUACAAUUUAUUAUGAAGGGUAUGGUUUAAAAAACAUGGCAUAGUUUGUGCCCCCCUAUUGAAUGCAGAUACAUUUAAAAAGUAAGUACUGAGGUGCUGAUAAUCAGAUGCACUGCAUUAACUGAUCUUUAUCAGCGAGUGCCUCUUUAAAAGCAGAUGUUUCUACAGUUUUGCUUGUUUGAAGCAUUUAGGUAUGUGUUAAGACUGUACUAAGGAAGAAAUAUUUCUGCAAUGAUAUUAGAAAAGUGGUUGUUGCCCAUCAAUUAUCCAAACGUGUGAUGUAUAACUAUGAUAAAUACUUUGUUUGAAACCCUAAAUAGGAGUAAGGUUAACCCAAUAUUCUGCUUGAAUUUCUACAAAUAGAAAUGUACAUUUUAAAGUUUAAUAAACAGAAUGUGGCACAUUAUAUUAUUGUUAAAAGAACAGAUUGUUUUUCAUUUAAAUCAUCUAAAAUCCACUGAUGGCUCCUGAAUCAAAUUAAUAUAAUUAUCCAUUGAAUCAAUAUUGUAUCAUGAAUAAUCUUAUGAUUUACUCCUGUACCACCAAUUUAGGAAGUGUUGUAAAGUCUUAGGAUUGGAAAUUGGAUUCUAUAAUUCUACAGUGAGAAAUAUUAUACACAAGUGGCAAACAUUAAAAACAAUUGCAAAUCUCCCGUCCCAGAAGCAUCACCCCAUGCACUGCUCAUAAAAGCUGUAUAAAAACCAAAAGCCACAUCUUAGACUCAACAGGCUAGUAUUGUGUUAAAUGUUAGACAUGAUGGCACAAUUAGAAAUUAGCUUAUGCUACAGGACAAGUCCAGACCUCAUCCUGAUUGAAAUUCUGUGGUGGGACCUUUAGAAAGCUCCUGAUUUAUUUGCAAACCUCAAUAGAUUAAAGCAAAGUGAUUAUAUUAAGUCAACAUUCUUCCACAGCCAUUUGACAGACUGAUAAUGUCCUAUGGAAAAUAAAUACUUCAAAUUACUGUUGCUUAAAUAAUUGUUCUAGAAGCUCCUGAAUCAUGGGGUGUUCUUAGUUUUCCAAUUAAACUCAUUUUGUCUUAGUUUUUGCUAAAUGAAUAAAGGUAUGUAUAAUAUUU
Messenger RNA from Melanotaenia boesemani (Boeseman's rainbowfish), 4537 nucleotides. It is a transcript of the gene prodhb, whose product is annotated as proline dehydrogenase (oxidase) 1b. Gene Ontology annotation, cellular component: mitochondrion. The record is from RefSeq and is a predicted model, not a curated record. Gene Ontology annotation, molecular function: FAD binding; proline dehydrogenase activity. The transcript is spliced from 15 exons. NCBI's taxonomy places the organism in Eukaryota, Metazoa, Chordata, Actinopteri, Atheriniformes, Melanotaeniidae. Bases 114 to 1997 code for a protein of 627 amino acids.